Molecule: messenger RNA, 6015 nt
Organism: Gigantopelta aegis
Lineage: Eukaryota; Metazoa; Mollusca; Gastropoda; Neomphalida; Peltospiridae
Product: steroid 5-alpha-reductase DET2-like
Exons: 10
Coding region: 75-899 (274 amino acids)
Biological process (GO): lipid metabolic process
Molecular function (GO): oxidoreductase activity, acting on the CH-CH group of donors
Source: RefSeq, a predicted model, not a curated record
AUUGUUUUCGGUAUUUUCUGAAUAAAGCAUAUCGAAGUUUGACAGACCCAUUAACAUGCUAACCACAAAACAGGAUGACACUUUUUGAUCCAAUACCCUGGGUUUUUUAUGAUGUGGGCAGCAAACGAUUUUGGGUUCACUAUGGUCUUGUUAUUCUGGGAUUUCUCCUCAGUGUUAUCACAGCCAUUGUCCAAUGGAAAUCUCCGGCUCCUUAUGGAAAGCACCAAUCACAGGAAAAUUCCUGGGGCUUCAUGAUUCCUCAGAGACUUUCCCACAUACUCUCAGAUGGACUUCCAGGCAUCGUGUUAUUUCUGUUGGUGUUCUUUUUGUUUGGCAGUGUGAGAGGCUAUGCUAAUUAUGUAUUCCUUGCUAUCUUUGUCGGACAUUAUUUCCACAGAGGUUUGAUUCACCCACUGAUAAUGCGAUACCGAAGUGCUUAUGUACCACUUGGAAUAGCCCUUGGAGGAAUGUUCCCAAAUUGUUUAUAUCAUUUCAUAAAUGCAGAUUUUAUUAGUUCUGCAACCUAUAGCUGGAAUUAUUAUUAUGACCCUCGAUUUAUUCUUGGGCUUUUGCUAUUUAUUAUUGGUUUUGUUAUCAACCGAUGGGCUGACUGGAAGCUUAGAUCUUUAAGAAGUAUGGACAGUUAUGUCGAAGGAUCACAAGAAUAUUUAAUCCCAUAUGGAUGUCUGUACGAGUUGGUAUCAUGUCCAAAUUAUUUAGGUGAAUUCAUUCAGUGGAUUGGAUGGUCCAUAGCAACAUGGUCUCUCGCUGGAGUAGUGUGGUGCCUCUUUACUGCAGCAACUUUCUUCCCCAGAUCUAGACAUAAUCACUUGUGGUAUAAACAACAGUUUGAACUUUACCCACCUGACAGGAAGGCCUUAAUUCCAUGGUUAUUUUGAGAUUUAUGUCAAAUUUACUCUUUUUUUUUACAAAAUAUUAUUUUUUAUGUCACUGUAAACAACUCUGAGACGUUACUUUGAGUAAAAAUAUUAUUUUGUAUGCUGUUUUGUAUGUCAUUCUGAAAAAUUCUGAGACACUACUUUGCUUAAAAUAUUACUCUGAAUGUCAUUGUGGAUGUGUAAUAAUUUAUUUAAAUGUAUUUCUCUCAAUGCUAUUUCUUUAAAACGCCAUGUACUGUUAGGAAUGGAAAUAAAAUGUAUUUCAAAGAUUGUCAUUUCACUGAACUCCAUUGAAAAUGUAUCACCCAAUUUUCAGUUUAUCACAUGCGAGAGGUUACUAUAAAAUACACAAUAACCUCAAACUACACAGAAUCAGUUAAAUGCAUUACUUUUUUCUUCUCAUAUCCUUUGUAGAAUUAAAAUCGGACUGGUGCGUUUUCAUUGGAAUUUAGUAUAUGUUACUUUUUAUUCUACUAUACAUAAAUGAUCAGGGCCCAAUUUCACAAAACAUCAUAAGACUAGUUUUGCACUAUGCCUAAACAACAGUUCAUAUUAGUCUUAAAAGUACAACAAAUAUAAUUUGUAGUACAUAUAUUUCAUUUUCUUUUGCCCUUAAAAUGCUCCAUAUUCCAUAAUGAUGAAAUUUUCUGCGUGAAAUAGAUGCCAAACACAUGUAAACUAUGACCGGUAUAACUGCUGGUCGAAGGCGUAAACUUAGUCAUUUGUGAAAUUGGCUCCUGUAACCUAUUUAUAUCUACAAAAUAUUUGUCCUUUUUUUUUUUUAGAUAAUAAUGAACAAAUUUAUGUUAACAUUUUUCUCAUUAAGUGUGACUUUCUACAUGUGUAUGUUUAAAAGGUCAAAAUAAUUGCAUGUCAUCCCAGUAAUAUACUUAAUUUAUUUUAUAAACUUUCUAUCUAAAUUGUUUUGUAACUUUUCAAGGCAAUAUACAUGUUUAUAUUCAUUAUCGUUUAUUUCUGAGAUUUGACUCUGUGUGUAUACAUUAACUAUGAGUUGAGACAUAUUUAUAUUUGUUUAUUUAUAAGAUGUUAAUUUAUAUACUACCUUGGUGCAGUUUUUCUGAAACAUUUUUACCUGACAUUAUUCUAAAAUACUAGAUAUAUACUCACGGAAAAAAGUUCCUGUGCAUCAUUAAAAUUUCAGUGAGACGUAUAUUUAUAAAAUUUUAAAAUAUUGUGUUUUACAUAGAUGUACUAUUUAUCUGUCAAAAGUACAGUGAUCCCCUCCUGUCUUCUGAACCUGAAAUACAGUCUACACAAUGCUUGUUGCACUGUCGGUGACGAUAUAACAGAACAACGUAUUGACCUCAUGUCAUGGUCGUACUUUGUGAUCACCUAAUCGGUUGCAUAAAGUUCUUCCACUGAUUGGCCUUGACACAGGGAUGUAUUGGGAUGUUAAACUUGUCAUUUCCAAAUGAUUCCACAUGUGUACCCACUUGAUAUUUACUAUUGGUUAACAUGACGUCACGUGUUGACUCACUAAACAUGGAAGAUUCCUAGUAUUCCUAAACUGUUGAGAACAUCUCCACAGACACUGCAAAGGUUUCUGAGGAACACCAAUGAACACCAAAAUGACUAGCAACAACGUUUGUGCCAUUCUAACUGCAAUCAUGCCCAUCUUUUCUUGGAGGCGUGACAUCACACUGACGACGAUUAGAUGCCAACAAAAGUAUUUUUCUGAGUGACGAGAAUGUAUACAAUAGUUUUAGUGACCAAUGAUAAGACAAAUGACGUCAAAGAGGAGCAUGUGACCAAGAAUGCUAGUAAUGCAACUUAUGAUCACAAAGCAUGAAUAGCUCGUGCAACUGACUGGGCACUGCUGGGAUAUGGAAGGAAGUGGUUACACGUUUAUUCACUGAAUUUUUUAUGACCAGAUUUCAAGUAAAUUAUACUCUAUAUGCAAUUAUUUGGUGCACAGGAACUUUUUUCCACGAGUAUAUAUUAAAAAUAAUUACCAAUCUCUUUGUGUUAUAUUAAAUUUGAAAAACAUUAUUACCAAUAAUACGGUAGUUUUGGGCCCAACUUUCUAUGCCAGGCCUCUAAAAAUUGUGAGAGCAAUCAUUUCGUUAACACAUUACUGGCACAAAUCUAAUUUUGCAUCACAUAAUUUUUGUUUGUGCAAAAUUUUGAAGCAUCAUUUACUUAUAUAUAACGGGUUACAUAAAAAGUAAAUGGGUUACCUGAAUUUAUUUCUGCGUAACCGAAUAAAUGGGUCACGCAGAUUUUCAAUUCUCAGAGACCUGCGUGGUCCAUGUUUUAGACAUGGGAAAUGGUAUUUGUAAAUUGCAUGACAUUCCAUGACCUGUAUGCAUCUUUACUUAAUGUAAUUGUCUUUAGUAUUUUGUACCCACCUAGACUAGUAUAGUAUUUAUGUACCAAGACCGCCAAAUACACUAGUAACUUGUGGAGCUUUUGUGAUUUUUAAUCACACUGUUAUAAACAAUUAACAUCUGCAAUAAAAGCAGUGAAACAACAAUAUUUGUUUUGUGAUAUUAUUGUGUAAGAUAUAAAAUACAUGUAUAACAAGACUAUAGCCAUCUCAAGUUGUAAAAAUAUGGCCAGGACAAAGAUUUCCUUUAAUAUGCAAUCAUGUGUGAAAAGUAAAUUAUGGUGACCUAGUCAUUGUACACAACAUACCGCCAUCUCAAGUUGUACUUUCAAACAAGGUUUGAUGACCCUUUAAUGAAUUGAUAAGAAAGAUAUGCUCUGGAAACAAAAAGGUUUAUGGACGCAUAGUGCCAUACCAUAAUACAACCUAUCAGAGAUGGGGGGUUUAAAAAUGCGUGAAAUGUAACAGUCGUUCCAUUUUUUUCACUUUAUAUAUAUACUUUUUUAAGGAUUAUUUAUUUUACAUAACUAGCAUAAAAUGAAUUCUCAGUAUAGAAAAAAUGGAGCAAAUCAGUUUGAUGUGAUAUGUGCUGUCCUGUAUGUUUCAAUCUAAAAGAUCCCUUGCUGCUAUUUGUUAGGAGUACCUUAUGUUGUGUGAACCAUGUUUCCUCUCUUGCUAUCUAAAUGUGUCGAUAUAACCAUAUAUUAAAUAUAAAUAGCCAUAGUUUAAAGUACACUGAGGCAUCAUGGAACAAAUAUUCCUUUCUUUAAUGAACAAGACAGUAUGUGUUGUACACUGCUAUAUCCACACCCCCUCCCCACGAUAAAGAGCUCACUACAUGUAUAUCUGAUAAAUAAUGGCUAUCGAGCAUUUCCACACUGUUGUAGGACAAAUACAAAUGUACAUGAUCCAGUAUGCAGGAACAAUUUUCUCGGGUAACAAAACAUUGGUAUAUGCUGCAAUGACCAUCACAAUAAUCUGAUCUAGUCCUCACAAAGCUUCACAAUAAAUUUACCUGUUGGUCUGGGGAAGGUGGCGUGGGCAGCAAGACAACUGGUGCCCCACCCCCCCCCCCCCCCCCAUCCAUGAGCUACUGUUUUUUUUAUUAGCAGCAAAGGAUCCUUCAUAUGCACCAUCCAACAGGCAGCCUUUGUCACACCAGUUGUGGAGCACUGGCUGGAACGAGAAAUAGCCCAAUGGACCCACUGAGGAGGAUCGAUCAUAGACUGAUCACACGUCAGUCAAAUGCUUUACCACUGGGCUAUGUCUUGUACCUCAAAUCGUCAGAUGAUUAUUUCCAGCGCUAUUCAGAAUAUCAAAUUCAGUGUGGAAUAUUAUUUUGAAUUCAUUCAACUAAAUUUUUAGUUUUUAUUUAAAGUGUUCAAAGAGAAACAAACAAAAGUAAAAUAACACAUAUAUUCAUGUUUUAGUUUUACAACUGCCAUUUUUCAAACAGUUAAACAAAAAGUUUUAAUAUGUGUAAAAUACUAUACAUUCUUCACUGAUUCAACAGAUUUCAUCACUCUUCCAUCUUCACAUACAAAUGAAAGUACAUUGUCUGAACUAGCACUAUAUAAACAUUUUAACUCUGCUUUAAGAGUUCACUGGUUUGACACUACCAGAUUCAACAUAAAACAAUACAACUUUCUAAGAAUUACUUUAAAUAUUCUGUGCAUCUAGGUAUUAUUUUUAUCUCUUGCAUGUCCUAAUGCUAGUUGCCAAAAUGCAAUAAAACAAUAUGCAUAUGAGCAGUACACACCUGCAAACUUGUAAGAUUGUCGUUUAUGUCUUGCUUAUAUUAUAUUAUAUUAUAUUCAGUUAAGUUUCGACAAAUUAUCCUGAGCACAUACCUCAACUAUUAGAGCUAGAAGUCAAUGGUUAACUAGAGAAGUGAGGGUUGUAAUUGGCUUAUAAUAUUACCCCAUUUAAUUCACCGGUAUUGGGAUCCAAACCUAUUACCUAACAGCUUCGAAACCCAGUAACUGAAUCAGAAUACACUUGAGGCCAGUAGAUGGCUGUUAUCUCUGUAUGUGACAGUGUAAAACUUAAUCAUGGAUAUACUCACACAUACAAUAUGUACAAAAGACAUCACACAUCAACGUUUCAACCAGGAUGCCCGUAACCCUACAAUUUUUACCCACCCCUCAUUUAAAGUUAUAGAAAUGCUUAUUUAAAAUGUCCCAGAAUCCAGCUACAAUUAAAUCUUCUGUGGAAAUACCCUUCUAUACCACCCCUAACAUCAUGUCCUUUCGUUAUACAUCUUACUCUGUAUUUAUUUAUGUCUGAACAAGUUUGGAAUUCCCAGAGACGAGACUGAAACAUGUAAAAGAUUAAAACAUAACUCAUAAGGCGUAGUUGUGGCUAUAUCACAUGUGCAUGAACAAUAAUCAAUAUUGCUCAUUUAUUUGUUGUAGCCUACAAAUGUACAUGAACACCCACAACAUUUUUCUUUAAAUCUACAUGUAUCUAUUAUUUACAUAACUUGUAGACAAUUAUAACCUACCAUUCAUACUGACAUUUUUGUCCGGGAUAGUUUAAGUUUACGUUCUGUUCCAUUAUUAUUCCAACAUAUUACAAUUUCACACUUUUAAUAGUCGAAACUCACACCAAUUGUAUAGGAAUAUAUAAACAUUAAAUCCAGCUAGUGUUGUAUAUUGUUAAGCCCAUGGCAUCCACUUUCUGUACUCUUUCUUAAUUGCCUCUCGAUCUUCAGGCACGGGAAGGUGAGGUUUUAUACCUCUUUUCUCCCUAUCCACUUUUACAUUCCGC